Messenger RNA from Canariomyces notabilis, 2469 nucleotides. Its product is annotated as DUF663-domain-containing protein. Gene Ontology annotation, molecular function: U3 snoRNA binding; GTPase activity; GTP binding. Gene Ontology annotation, cellular component: preribosome, small subunit precursor; nucleus. The transcript is spliced from 2 exons. The record is from RefSeq and is a predicted model, not a curated record. Lineage: Eukaryota; Fungi; Ascomycota; Sordariomycetes; Sordariales; Chaetomiaceae. Gene Ontology annotation, biological process: endonucleolytic cleavage of tricistronic rRNA transcript (SSU-rRNA, 5.8S rRNA, LSU-rRNA); maturation of SSU-rRNA from tricistronic rRNA transcript (SSU-rRNA, 5.8S rRNA, LSU-rRNA); ribosome biogenesis. The coding region runs from base 1 to 2469 and encodes 822 amino acids.
AUGCCGGGUGCAGUGGGCGCUGGCCACUCCCACCGGCCCACGACCAAGGUGUCGCACAAGCCCUUCAAGUCACGGAAGGCAACCAAGGGUCAGAUGCGGAAUGCUGCCAAAGGCAGAACCCAGGACGAGCGAGGCCUGCGCAAGACACCACACCAACAAGUCAUGUCGAAACUCGAGCGACGAAACCAGGCCAAGCAGAGGCAGUUGGAAAAGGCCCGCGAGCAUCAGAAGGAGACGUCGAUCUUCUCCGGAAAAGAUGGCGCGCCCCGGAAUGUUGCCGUAAUCCCCUUAUGUGCCGACAGCGAUGCUUCCGCCGCCAUCCAGAAGUUAAACGGCAGCAUUGAUAUUGAGGCCGAAGUGCAAAAUGGGUGUUUCCGAGUUCCGGUUGACAGGUUCAAGCAGAGGCUACAAUAUGUGCCCCUGAAGAGGGACCUUACUGCUUGUCUAGACGCCGCCCGGGUGGCCGAUUUUAUCGUUCUGGUACUCUCUGCCGAGGUGGAGGUUGACGAUCUGGGCGAGCUGAUUCUGCGGAGUGUUGAGAGCCAGGGCAUGUCAACUCUGUUUACUGUUGUUCAGGGUCUUGACAAGAUCGAACCUGCGAAGCAAAGACUCUCCGUGGUCUCAUCUCUCAAGUCAUAUAUCACACAUUUUCACCCGGAACAAGACAAGAUCUACAGUCUCGACAAUCGGCAAGAAUGCUCGAAUUUGAUGCGAUCGUUUUGUAGCACAACACCGAAGGGGAUCAGGUGGCGGGAUGAGCGGAGCUGGAUGCUGGUCGAGAACGUCAAGUUCGCCUCUUGCGAAUCCGAAAGCACAAUACUCACUGGGGUUGUCCGGGGCAAGGGCCUUAAGGCCGACCGCCUUGUCCAGGUCGGCGACUGGGGCACAUUCCAGAUCGAGAAAAUCACAGCUGCACCACUCGCGACACGAAAAAGUAAGCGAGAGGAUACCAUGAACGUGGAUGACGCUUCAGCCGAGGAGGUCCUGGACGCCCCCACUGAUGAUCAGGACGGCCUUGACGAUCUCGCGCCCGAAGAGGCUGUCAUGGGCGAUGCCGAGGACGAGGAUAUGGGUGCUGCCACCACCGUGACAACGUCAAAGAAAGGGGUGUUAUUAGAUGAUCACCACUAUUUCUCAGACGAUGACCAAGUUCAGGAAUUAACCAUGCCCAAGAAGGUGCCGAAGGGCACAUCAAAAUACCAAUCCGCGUGGUAUCUGGAGGGUGACGACGUGUCAGAUUCUGGCUCGGAUUUGGAAGACUAUGAAAUGCAAGAUGCUGGGGGCGAUGAGGAAGCAGCACAGCCGGAAGACGGGAUGGAGGGUCUAGCUAGAGACGCUAUGACAGAGGCUGGGCCGUCCGAGUACCCUCAAUCCGUGGCAUUUGUUGAGCCAGAUGAAGAGGAGGAUGCGAAGGCGCUAGAAGCUUACCGAAAACAGAAACGGAGCGAAGCCGAAGAUGACCUGGAAUUCCCCGACGAGAUCGAACUGCAUCCAAAUGUUCUUGCCCGGGAACGACUGGCGAAAUACAGGGGUCUCAAAAGUCUGAGGACAAGCCCCUGGCUGGAGGACGAAGACCGCGCAUUUGAACCCGAGGAGUGGCGGCGGCUGCUGCGGAUUUCCAACUAUCAAGCGUCCCGGAUCAAGGCGGCACGGGAGGCCCUAGCUGGCGGCGUAGCCCCUGGAAGUCGGGUCCACGUCCACAUUAAGGGCGUGCCAUCGACAGUUCAGAACUCGUACGACUUGAGCAGGCCGGUUACCCUCUUCUCUCUCCUGAGGCACGAGAACAAGCGGACUGCUGUCAAUGUUCUCAUAAAUCUCAGCUCGGACUACCCGACUUCGAUCAAGGCUAAGGAGGAGCUCAUCAUCCAAUAUGGACCCCGACGUCUAGUUAUCAACCCGCUUUUCUCCCAAGGCGGCAGCACACCAAACGAUGUGCACAAAUACUGCCGCUAUCUACACCCCGGGCAGUCCGCUGUGGCAACUUUUAUGGGCCCUCUGACAUGGGGUUCCGUGCCGGCCCUCUUCUUCAAGCGGACCGUUCCGGGUACCGAAGCCCAAGACGAGGAGUCCACCCUGCCGUUGACGCUCGUAGCCACUGGAACAACGCUGCCGCCAUCAACGUCGCGCGUCAUUGCCAAGCGGGCUAUUCUCACUGGCCACCCAUACCAUAUCCAUAAGAAGGUCGUCACCGUCCGGUACAUGUUCUUCAACAGGGAGGAUGUGGAGUGGUUCAAGGCCUUGCCGCUGUGGACCAAGAGAGGACGCAGCGGGUACAUGAAGGAAGCGCUUGGCACGCAUGGCUAUUUCAAGGCCAACUUUGACGGGCGCAUCAACCCACAGGACUCGAUUGGGGUCAGCCUGUACAAGCGGGUGUGGCCGCGCAAUGCUCGGUCGCUGGAUGGGUUGUUGCUCGAUCCUGCGUUGGUGAAGGAAGGCGAAGUAGAUGCGAUGGAGGCCGAUGUUGAGUAG